UUAAAAGCGGAGCUUUCCUCCCCUCUCUACCCAAUCUGCAACCUCGCCUUCCCCGUCUCCUCUCUUCUCCUUGUCCAGCUCGAUUCCGUCGCGGUUCACCUCGUCUCCAACUCCGACAGGCGCCAGCGCGUUCCUCUGCUCGUUCCGCCGCCGGGACACCUCGGGCGGCCUCCCGACCUCGCCUCAGUGGUGGAUCCGCCCCUGCUCGUGGUGAUGUUUAAUUGGUAGUCAGUAAUGUUGAUGCAACUGUUCUAUUAUGGUUGUGGGCGUCACGACCUGUGGUCCAGGUGGGAUGCGAUUAGGUCUGCUUGCUUACAGUGAGAUAUGGCGCCCUGCAAUUAUUAGGUUUUGAGCGUCACACUAGAUACUUUCUUAUGGCAUCUGAUAUGAGACCACUUAGUGGCAAAAAGGUUGAGAUACCCUCCCGUGGCCUUGAGAACUGUGUAGUUUCUGAUCAAGCUUGUCAUGGCAAAUGCGAAAGCUGUGACGGUGAUGGAAAAUCGUCUUGUGCUGGAGCGAAUGCCAUUUCCUCGUUGAUUGAGAGUCAUAAUGAGGGGAAGGCUUCGAAAGAGAACUCUGGAGCCUGCAGUUUUAACUGUGAUCAUGCUGAUGCUAUAGUAGAAGAGGUUAGACGUUCUAUAGCAAGGUCAGGGCAUGUUGAGAGCGCUGACCGUGAUGUCUGUCUGGAUGGCAAAAGUGGGAGCUGCAUGGCUGGUGAUGAUCUACCACAAGAGUCUGAGAGAGAACAAGCUGGGGGCACAGUGGACGAUCUUUUUUUCUUUAAUGACGAAGAGGAAGAUGACAGUGACUGGGAACCCACUACUCACCUUGUUGUGAAUAGGUGGUUUUGCUUGAACUGCACAGUGCCAAACAUGGACGAGCUUGCAUAUUGCCUGAAUUGCCAUGAGCUUAAGGGAUCUGAUGUAGCUGGAUAUGAUGUUUUCAAAACUCAAAUUGCAGAGGCAGCUUUGGUAUCUGCUGACAAAGAAUUGCAGGCAUCUACGGCGAUUGGUUUUGACGAAAGAAUGCUGCUCCACUGUGAGAUAGAAGUUAAGCCAAAUCCACAUCCAGAAAGACCAGACCGCAUUCGCGCAAUUGCUGCUAGUCUUGCUGCUGCAGGAGUCUUUCCCUCAAAAUGUGCUUUGGUACCUCCUCGAGAAAUCACCAAGGAGGAACUCCUAAUGGUCCAUACUCCAGACCACAUCGAAAGUGUCGAGCAGACAAAGAACAUGCUUUACAGUUAUUUCACUUCGGAUACUUAUGCAAAUGGGCACUCAGCAUGUGCCGCCAAACUUGCAGCAGGACUAUGUGCUGAUCUUGCUAGCUUGAUAAUAUCCGGGUGUGUUCGCAAUGGCUUCGCAAUGGUGAGACCUCCUGGGCAUCAUGCAGGGGUGAAGCAAGCAAUGGGUUUUUGUCUUCACAACAAUGCAGCAGUGGCUGCAUUAGCUGCACAAAGAGCAGGUGCCAAGAAAGUCCUCAUAGUUGAUUGGUUUUCUCAAUUAUUAUUGCAGGAUGUGCACCAUGGAAAUGGAACACAAGAGAUAUUUGAAGGGGAUAAAUCAGUCUUGUACAUAUCGUUACAUCGUCAUGAGGAUGGAAACUUCUACCCUGGAACUGGAGCAGCACAUGAGGUGGGAAUUCGUGAUGGUCAAGGAUUCUCAGUUAAUGUACCUUGGAGCCGUGGUGGUGUUGGAGACAAUGACUACAUCUUUGCUUUUCAGAACAUUGUGCUUCCAAUAGCUGCAGAAUUUGCCCCCGACAUCACUAUAAUAUCUGCAGGAUUCGAUGCAGCUAGAGGUGACCCUCUGGGUUGUUGUGAUGUCACUCCAGCUGGAUACUCUAGGAUGACAUCCAUGUUAACUGCUUGCUCUGAGGGAAGAUUGUUGGUGAUACUUGAGGGAGGAUACAAUCUUCGGUCGAUAUCCUCAUCAGCUACUGAAGUUGUUAAGGUCCUAGUUGGGGACGGUCCAAGUUUUGAUGCAGUUGCAACUGCACCAUCAAAGGAGGGCUUGAAGACUGUUUUAAAAGUCCUGAAGAUUCAGCAACAAUUUUGGCCAGUUUUAGGUCCAACCUAUGCAUCACUGCAGGAACAGCAGGGGUCGGUUUUUUCCAAAUAUACUUACAAAGGAAACGAGUUGAAGAAAAGGAAGCAUUUAGGAGGACCAGGGCCCUUCUGGUGGAAGUCGGGAAGUAAAAGGCUUCUGUACGAAGCGCUAUUCGAGGGCCGCCGUCUGAGAAAGAUCAAGGUGACAGGGAAAGGAAAAGCAGUUGAUACAGCAGAACCUUAGACGUGUGAUGAUGCUGAAGCCUGACCGUUGAUCUUCUAGACAUGAACAGCAUAGUGGGCUGACUUUGGUUCCUGAAGCAGAUUAGCAUGCAUUACUUAGAACCAAAUUUUGACUGGUUACUUGAAUGGUUGUCGAUCCUUUUAGGUGAAGUUUAACAGCAAACCUGUUUUGUUGACAUGUGUGGUGUAUCAGCCGAUCUAUCAUGUUUUCCGUUCUUGGUGGCUCAUAACAUACUAGAUUUUAGCCCCCUAGCGCUAGCAACAUAGCCUGAUUGGAGUUUGCAUUUCUAUCGAGUUAUUACAAUGCCAUAAUGUAUGUAGCCAAUCGUCUAUGGACCUUGAAGAUAUGGAAUGACGUCUCAAAUUUUGAGCUCC
Molecule: messenger RNA, 2662 nt
Organism: Phragmites australis (common reed)
Lineage: Eukaryota; Viridiplantae; Streptophyta; Magnoliopsida; Poales; Poaceae
Product: histone deacetylase 15
Exons: 17
Coding region: 375-2288 (637 amino acids)
Biological process (GO): chromatin organization
Cellular component (GO): histone deacetylase complex
Molecular function (GO): histone deacetylase activity
Source: RefSeq, a predicted model, not a curated record